Molecule: messenger RNA, 828 nt
Organism: Contarinia nasturtii (swede midge)
Lineage: Eukaryota; Metazoa; Arthropoda; Insecta; Diptera; Cecidomyiidae
Gene: Mettl5
Product: methyltransferase-like protein 5
Exons: 2
Coding region: 17-673 (218 amino acids)
Biological process (GO): rRNA methylation
Molecular function (GO): nucleic acid binding; rRNA (adenine-N6-)-methyltransferase activity
Source: RefSeq, a predicted model, not a curated record
AGGGAAGUAAGAUAAAAUGGCGUGCAUUAAAUUAAAGAAAUUAGAAGAAUAUUUACAAUCCGUUGAUGGAUUUGAGAAACCGAAAAUUUUAUUCGAACAAUAUGAGACGCCUUCACACAUUGCCAGCGUCAUGUUAUAUACAAUCCAAACCAAAUAUAAUGAUAUUGAGAACAAACUGGUGGCCGAUUUGGGCUGUGGAUGUGGAAUGCUGAGCAUUGGAUCGUUUCUUUUGGGCGCCGUUCAUACUGUCGGUUUUGAUAUCGAUCCAGAUGCAUUAGAGAUAUUCCGUGCAAAUGUUAGUGAAAUGGAACUACCGGGAGUCGAUUGUGUCAAUUGCGAUGUUGUGGCCGAUCUAACCAGCGAAUCAUCAAAAUGGCGAAAAGCAUUCGAUACAGUUCUAAUGAACCCUCCAUUUGGUACAAAGAAAAAUGCCGGAAUGGAUAUGAAAUUCAUUUCCAGCGCUUUUAGUUUGGCCAAAACAGCUGUUUAUUCACUACACAAGACAUCUACUCGUGACUUCAUUCAACGCAAGGCCACAGAAUUAGGAUCCAAAGCUGAAGUUAUUGCAACACUCAAAUACAAUUUGGAUUCGAGUUACAAAUUUCAUAAAAAGGCCACCGUUGAUAUUGAAGUAGAUUGCUGGAGAUUUGACGUUAGUAACAUAGAUAAAUAAGCAAAUUAAUAAACAUUUGCUAGAAUAAUAUUUUUAAUGAUUAAUUCAGACGUAUUUUACUUGGAGAAAUAUCUAUAAAUAUAUGGGGACUAUCAAUUCAUUUUUAUCAACAAAUAUGUAAAAAAUAAAAUCAAUUUUGUCGCAUUUUUAUUCAA